AUGGAUGAUAUUUGUCGACUGUGUUGUUCCACAAAGUUCGUAAACAAUUAUAUUUUCGAUGAGGAGAAUGCCCUGUACCUCAAGAUGUCCCUAUAUUUGCCGAUAAAGGUGUUCAAAAACGACCGCCUGCCACAGAAGGUGUGCGACCGCUGCAGCUGCAAAGUCAACGAUAUUUACCAGUUCUGCAACGAGACUAUUGAAGUUCAAAACAGGUUGCGCGCCGUGUUAAUUUCCUCCGCCUGUGUCGUCGAAGACUCCAUCGAUCUGACACUUAUUAAACAAAAUGAUCUCUCCCCUUUGCCCCCUGCCAUUACAGAAUUGGGGAAUGAACGAAAGCCAGAUCCUAAUGCUGUUUUAUCAGAACAAAGUGCACAGCAAAUACCUAGUUCAGCACUGACAAUUAGUGCAAAGCAAAACACAGAGCAGUGUAAACCACAACUACACGCAGAGAAGACUGUGCAAUCACAAACAACCGUCUGUCACCAGAGCACUCAGACUGAUAGUGAGAGUUUAAAUGCAUCUGCACCUGCACCCAAUGACAAUGGAUUAAGCAGUCCACAUUUGUAUCAAAAUGUUAGAGUGAAGGAGGAACCAAAACACAUUCAGGUCAAAAUUGAGAACGAAGACCCAUCAGAAGACGGCUUCUAUCCUGGAUUACCAUCAGACGGUAGCGAAGAUGACAUGUCACUUAUUCAGUUUAAAAAGAAGAAGAGUCCAAAAAGUCUUAAAAAGAAUGGGCAGACUCAAAAGAAGAAAAAGAAAAGCAAGAUAGAGGACUGGGACAUGCUGAUGCGUGCACUGCCAGAAGGUACUGCACUAACAGUGGUGGAUAACAGUGCGAGUAGUAUGAACGUGGAAGUGAAGCAGGAGCGGUUAGACGGGUCGAAAGCUGUGAAGAGUGAGCCUGUGGAGUACCACUGCUGUAUCUGUUUUGUACAGUGUUACAGUCGCAACGAGAUGCUGCAGCAUUACAAAGAGCACGGCGCGGAGGCGGAGUCGCGGCCCGCGCCCGCCGACGUGCCGCCGCCGCCGGACGCCGCGCCGCUCAAGUGCCCGCGCUGCCAGAAGGUGCUGCAGAAGGACUCGUGGGCGGCGCACUGGCGCCAGCACUGGGAGCGCGACCGGCGGCCCUACCGCUGCGCGCUGUGCGAGAAGGCCUUCCGCGACCACCACCAGGUGCUGAAGCACGGCCUGACGCACGAGCCGCACGAGCGCGGCGCGGCCGCGGGGCCCGCCAAGCGCUUCGUGUGCGACCUGUGCCCCGAGGGCUUCGUGUACAUGCGCUGUCUGCUGGCGCACCGCACGCGCGCGCACCCCGAGGCCGCGGCGCGCGCGCUGGCGCUGCGCUGCGUGGUGUGCGCGCGCGCCUUCGCGCACCUCAACUCGCUGCGCCGCCACCUGCGCGCGCACUCGGGCGAGCGCAACUUCCUGUGCAACAUCUGCGGCAAGGCGCUGUCGUCGCGCGAGCACCUGAAGUUCCACCUGCGCAUCCACGCGGGCUACAAGCCCAACGUGUGCGGCACGUGCGGCAAGGGCUUCGUCAAGAAGUGCAACCUCACGCUGCACGAGCGCGUGCACUCGGGCGAGAAGCCGCACGUGUGCAGCCACUGCGGCAAGGCCUUCAGCCAGCGCUCCACGCUGGUCAUCCACGAGCGCCGCCCGCCGACUCCUUCCGUGCGUAGGUACUGUAACGUCAUUCGCAGAACGGUCACAUUGCCGCGCGCGCAGCUUCUGUCGCGACCGUUGACCUACCGAUAAGCGGGAGUCGGGUCCGCGCUGAAAAGUGUCCGAGCCUAAAGGGCGUUCAAUCGCAAAUAGAGCGUUCGUUUGGUCGACCGGCGCGGCGGCGCGCUUGUCUCUCCAGCGACGCUCUAUAACAAAAACUUGUAAAAAUUACAUAUAAAUUACGAAAGCAAUCGAAACAAUCAAAUACCUAACUGUCCUUAUAGUACACAUCCCACACGCACAAAACAAAAAGAGACCAAAUGCGUCAAUUUCAAUUAUACAAACCACUAGUAAUGGAAACAUUUAGAACAAAUUCUUAUUAUUUUUCAAAACAAACGCGCGCAGCCUGCGGCGCGUAGUCGGUUUUAGAUUACGGGGCGCGCUUUAGCUCUUCGGUGGAACAACGGUAGAACUAUGAGCCAAUUAAGGAAACGAACAUUUCUAAAUUAGUAUUGCUCAGGUAUUGCUUUCAAAGUUAUCGUUCUUCUCAAAUUCAAAUUCAAAAUAAUCUUUAUUUCAUAGGUAAGCAUUAUUACACUUGAAAUCGUCACAAUGGUUAAACUGUACCGCUCAUUCGUAAGGCAGAUUCCCCUAAGAAGAA
This is a messenger RNA of Hyposmocoma kahamanoa, 2326 nucleotides long. RefSeq names its product zinc finger protein 311-like. The transcript has 6 exons. Gene Ontology annotation, biological process: regulation of transcription by RNA polymerase II. Gene Ontology annotation, molecular function: RNA polymerase II cis-regulatory region sequence-specific DNA binding; DNA-binding transcription activator activity, RNA polymerase II-specific; zinc ion binding. Gene Ontology annotation, cellular component: nucleus. The coding region runs from base 1 to 1758 and encodes 585 amino acids. The record is from RefSeq and is a predicted model, not a curated record. NCBI's taxonomy places the organism in Eukaryota, Metazoa, Arthropoda, Insecta, Lepidoptera, Cosmopterigidae.